Funneliformis mosseae is the source of this 382-nucleotide messenger RNA. The record is from the annotation of a GenBank genome assembly. NCBI's taxonomy places the organism in Eukaryota, Fungi, Glomeromycota, Glomeromycetes, Glomerales, Glomeraceae.
AUUUAUCGGUAACUCUUUUAAUGUAAUCCUAUGUGACUUUGGACUUUGCAAGGAAGCUAAAAAAAAUUAUGACAGGAAGACCUGGUGGUACGAAACUUAUUGGAUAGUAUUAUUAGAAUGCAUUAUGAAGAAAAAAUUUUACGGUAAUGAUAAAGAUUUUCAGGAAUCUUCAAAUUUGCAAAAACAAAUUAUUGAAAAAUUUUUGCUCAGUAUUUUGAAAGAAAACAUACAUGUAAAAAUACCAAAUUUAAAUAAUAUAGUUUAUAACAUUAUUGGAGAUUUGCAGAUGAAGAAAGCUUUAUGUGGAAUUCAUUUCCCUAUCAAGGUGAAACGGUUCGCACUCAAAAUCUUUGAAAAGUUAAAGAGAUCGCAAAUCGACACU